UUUCUUUCUUCUUCCCUUCAUUUUCCCCCAUUCAUAAAAACAACACUCUUUCUUUCAAUUUCAAUUUUGGUUUUUUCCUCCAUUGAACUCAGAGAGAGAAUCACAGGUUUUGUUUUCCACCAUUUGGGUUUUCAUGGCUAAUUGUUCACCACUGCAAUUGUUCCCUUUAUCAUCCUUGUUCAACUCUCCCAGUUUUUCUCUCCAUUCCAAUUCCCUCCACCUCAUAAUUUUCCAUCCUCAGAUUCCCACUCAAUAACACUUUCUCACGCACCAAACAAUAACAACAACAGGAGGAGCCAUUGCCCAUAAUGGGAAAGCGUAACUCUCAACGUAAAAAUGCUGCAAUGUUGGAUAGUGAUGAUGAUAUCAGUGUGAGUUCUUCACCAACUUCUCGAACCGGUCGCGUGUCGGUGUCUGGGACUCAAGAAGUGCACUUUGAUCAAGAUUAUCUGCUUGACCAAGCUCUUGAUGCUUUAGAUGAGAAAAGGGGUUCUACGAGGGAGAAAGCUUUUUCAUUGAUCAUUGGGGCUUUCAAGAGCAAUAUGCAGCAUCAAUUUGUUGACAAAAAAUUUGCCACCUUAUUACAUCAGUGUCUUGCUUCAAUAAAAAGAGGUUCCAAACAGGCAUCUGCAAAGGAGGUAGCUUUGGCAUCUCAUGUCAUCGGUUUGUUGGCCCUCACUGUUGAAUGUGGUGAUAAUGCACGUGAAAUAUUUGAGGAAUCAAUUCGUCCUCUAGAUGAAUUUCUCACAUCUAAAUCAGAUUCGAUAAAGGUUCCAUCAUUGCUGGAGUGCUUGGCUAUAAUCACUUUUGUUGGUGGGAACAAUCAAGAAGAAACAGAGAGAUCGAUGGACAUAAUGUGGCGAGUUAUUCAUCCCAAAUUAGGUUCCAAUGUAGUUACAGUCAAACCUUCAGCUCCAUUAAUAACGACUGUGGUAUCUGCUUGGUCCUUUCUCCUCUCUACCAUGAGCGAGUUGAAGUUAAAUUCUAAAAAUUGGCAAAAUUCAAUAUCUUAUUUAUCUAGCCUUCUAGACAAGGAAGAUCGGCCUGUACGUAUUGCUGCUGGCAAAGCGCUAGCUCUAAUAUUUGAGAUUGGAGUUAUGGAGAAACUUUCUGCUAAUUCUAUAAGCGCAAUGACUCGGGAAGAGAGUAAACCACAGGAAAGUUACAUUCACUUACAAGGAUUAAAAGGAAAGGUGAUAACUCAAGUAAAAAACCUGUCUGUUGAGGCUGGUGGAAAAGGUUCUGCAAAGAAAGAUCUUAAUCAUCAGAGGAGCGUGUUCCGAGAUAUCGUGGAGUUUUUUGAGUAUGGUUACACUCCUGAAAUUUCUAUGAAGAUUGGCGGUGAUUCACUGCAAACAUCUUCAUGGUCCCAAGUGAUACAGUUAAACUUUAUCAGGCACUUUCUAGGGGGUGGUUUCAUCAAGCAUAUGCAGGAAAACGAAUUCCUUCAUGAUGUCUUUGGUUUCACACCAAGAAGAAGAUAUCUUAAUAACAAUGAACCUCGAAUGUCUAGUGGUGAGAAGAGAAUGUUCAAGUCUCCAAAUUCGCCUCAGAGUAAGGCUAGGACCCAGUUUCUUAAUAAGCAACGGCUGUUAUCUGAGGGCAGAAACUUUGGUCACUAUGCAGCCAAUGUGGUUGAUGAUGCGUUUUGAGUGGGACCUCCAAUAAUUUGCUUGGAUUGUGUUCAUUUGAGGAUUCAAUCAUCAAUCUUGCAUUCAAUUUUUGUUUUUGUUUUGCUUUGUACAGCUCUUUGACUCUGUUUAGGGUUAUUAUUUCAAAAUGAUGCCAGCUUGACAUGCUAUCUGCAUGUUAUAUUUAUUCGGCUGCCAAUUUUCUAGCAUGUUUGUAUCAACUUAUUCUUUUAUUAGAAUCAAUUAUGCUACCGAGAAGUUAAUUACAGAAGUUUCUCUACAAAA
Molecule: messenger RNA, 1916 nt
Organism: Lotus japonicus
Lineage: Eukaryota; Viridiplantae; Streptophyta; Magnoliopsida; Fabales; Fabaceae
Exons: 13
Coding region: 309-1652 (447 amino acids)
Source: RefSeq, a predicted model, not a curated record